AUGAAGGUUUUCAAACAAUGUCUUCUUAGGUUCUGUAACACUGAACUCCCUGCAGACAGCUACACCUUCGAUAAAGUCCUGGAGUUCCAAGUCGUAUUCUCUAGCGAUACAUACACCCACAAGAAGGGAUUCUGGAUAUCAUAUCAAAUCAUCGAAAUUGUUCCGACCACCUUCCCAGCCACGACUACGGCAGUGAGCGGUCAGACAGGGAGCGGCUCAUGCGGUGGCAUCAGGACAGUCCAAACAACGGGAAUCGACUAUCUCAUGAGUCCAAACUAUCCUGGCCAAUACGACAAUAACAUCUACUGCGCUUGGAAUAUACAGGUCAAAGAAAACAACGCCAGGGUCGUCUUGAAAUUCGAAGAUUUUGACGUUGACACUCGCGGUGCAUGUACAGCUAACGACUUCGUGAAAGUCCGCCGCGGAGGAAGUACGGCCCCUGGGGACAUACUCACUUUUUGCAACGCCAUGCUAUCCAGACCAAAUGGGCUUAUAACAUCUGGUAGUUACAAGUCCUUGGUUGUCGAAUUUUCUACCAACGAUUACACCAACGCCAGGGGAUUCAAAGCCUCGUACAAGAUUGACUGUGUAAAUUGUGAUCGACAAAUCAACGAAUGUUCCUCCAACCCUUGUCAACAUGGCGGCCUGUGUAAAGAUGGCGUCAACGGUUUCCAGUGCACGUGCACAUCUGGUUACUUUGGCGACAACUGUGAGAAGGACGUGAAUGAGUGUUUGUCCAGCCCAUGUGAUAACGGUGGUACGUGCAUCAACCUCGCGGGUGGUUACCGCUGCCAAUGUCCUGCCGGCUAUCAUGGCGACCGUUGCGGUACCGACACAGACGAGUGCAUCUCAUCACCGUGUAAAAAUGGGGCGAGAUGCGUGAAUGGAAUCAACAAAUACACGUGCUACUGUCCUUCUGGUUUCGCUGGCGUACACUGCGAGACCAACAUCAACGACUGCCAAAGCAAUCCUUGUAAAUACGGCCGCUGCAUCGACUUGGUGGACUCAUACACUUGCAUCUGCAACGCUGGCUAUUCGGGCAAGAACUGCAGGACGAACAUUGAUGACUGUAAAGGAAAUCCAUGUAAACAGGGCGCACUUUGCCAGGAUCUGGUCAACGACUUCGCCUGUUCCUGCCCUCCUGGCUACGAUGGAAAGACAUGUAACCGGGACGUGAAUGAGUGCGCGAGCUCGCCGUGUGCGCACGGAUCCUGUACGGACGCUGUGAAUGGAUUCACGUGUGCUUGUGACCUUGGGUACACAGACACCCUCUGUGACCGUGACAUCAACGAAUGUGCGAGCUCUCCCUGCCAAGGCGCUGCCACCUGCGUUGAUUUGGCUAUAGCGGACGGCACUGCGAAACAAACAUAG
This is a messenger RNA of Lineus longissimus, 1371 nucleotides long. RefSeq names its product fibropellin-1-like. The transcript is spliced from 8 exons. The record is from RefSeq and is a predicted model, not a curated record. Bases 1 to 1371 code for a protein of 456 amino acids. NCBI's taxonomy places the organism in Eukaryota, Metazoa, Nemertea, Pilidiophora, Heteronemertea, Lineidae. Gene Ontology annotation, molecular function: calcium ion binding.